AGAGGAGGGGGAAGAAGAAAGGCCAGGGAAGCAGGGUGGAGGGAGAGGUGGAGAGCUAGAGAAAAGAGUAAGGGAGGGCGGUCAGAUCCGAUAGAGGCAGAUAAAGACAGAGGGGCGGGAGAGAGGACGAAAAAGGGCGGAGGGGGGCGGGGCGCCCGACCCCCAACUACGCGGCUGCAGCAAGCUCUGCCGAGCUGCUAGGGAGCCUGGCCCGCCGACUGCUGAACGAGCUCCGCGGCCACCCCCGCCCCCCUACUUUCCAAUUCCACGGUCCCCGCAGCGCGCGCGAGAUGCAGCCGGUUCCGGACGCAGGCCUCUUCUUCUGAUGAAAAGAGAAAGGAAGAAUGGACUACCAUCACCAAACUUCCCUAGUCCCGUGUGGACAAGAUAAAUACAUUUCCAAGAAUGAACUUCUCCUGCAUUUGAAGACCUACAACUUGUACUACGAAGGCCAAAAUUUGCAGCUCCGACAUCGUGAGGAGGAAGAUGAGUUUAUUGUGGAGGGGCUGCUGAACAUCUCCUGGGGACUGCGCCGGCCCAUUCGUCUACAGAUGCAGGAUGACAAUGAACGCAUUCGCCCCCCUCCAUCCUCUUCCUCUUGGCACUCUGGCUGUAACUUGGGGGCUCAGGGUACCAUCCUGAAGCCCCUCACCGUGCCCAACAUUGCGAUCUCAGAGGUGGAUGUCCUGCCUGAGAGUGAUCAGACAUUGAGCCCCACAGACUCCAGGGGCCUGAAGUCCCUACAGGAAGAUACCCCACAGUUGAUGCGCACACGCAGUGAUGUUGGGGUACGUCGUCGUGGCAAUGUGAGGACACCCAGCGACCAGCGGCGAAUCAGACGCCACCGCUUCUCUAUCAACGGCCAUUUCUACAACCACAAGACAUCAGUGUUCACGCCAGCCUAUGGCUCCAUCACCAAUGUCCGCAUCAACAGCACCAUGACGACUCCACAGGUCCUGAAGUUGCUGCUCAACAAAUUUAAGAUUGAGAACUCGGCAGAGGAGUUUGCAUUGUAUGUGGUCCAUACCAGCGGUGAGAAACAGAAGCUGAAGAACACGGAUUAUCCUCUAAUUGCCCGGAUCCUCCAGGGCCCAUGUGAGCAGGUCUCCAAAGUGUUCCUGAUGGAGAAGGACCAGGUGGAGGAAGUUACCUAUGAUGUGGCUCAGUAUAUAAAGUUCGAGAUGCCUGUCCUUAAAAGCUUCAUUCAGAAGCUCCAAGAGGAAGAAGAUAGGGAAGUCAAGAAGCUGAUGCGCAAGUACACUGUGCUCCGCCUGAUGAUUCGGCAGAGGCUAGAGGAGAUAGCUGAGACCCCAGCAACAAUCUGAGCCACUAGAAGAAGGGGAUCCAGAUGCUGCAGAGGCCAUUGUUGCCCAGAGAAGACUCACAGGAAGCUGGAUGCCUUCCACGGAAACAUUUACAAGCAAAUCUUUCCAGCUUUCAAACCACAAUGGAGAAGCCAGCAACUCCCUGUCCUUUCUUUCCCUGCUCCUUUCCUUCACUCACGAGGACUUUCCAUUUUUAUUAUAAGGAGGACCCAAAAUGUGUGUGCGCACGUGUGUGCUCAGAUGGUACACAUCCACGUGCCUACAUGAUAAAUUCACAUGCAAUUCAGUUCCAAGCAACCUGCACUAGUGCUUGGGGCAGCACAUAUGCUGCUUGUGGGCAGGAAAAUCAGAGGAGUCACCGCCAAUCUGAGGGCUUUUAGACGGAAGAAAAGGUUUCUCCUCUCAAGUGCCAGGGAGCAACUAUACAUAUCUGCUCAACUUUAGAAGGAAAAGAAGGCCUAGCAAACUCACCAUCUGGGGCAUUUAUGUGUUAAUAGGAGCUUCCCUGGUAGCUCAGCUGGUAAAGAAUCCACCUGCAAUGCAGGAGACCCCGGUUCGAUUUCUGGGUUGGGAAGAUCUCCUGGCGAAGGGACAGGCUACCCACUCCAGUAUUCUUGGG
Molecule: messenger RNA, 1944 nt
Organism: Bubalus bubalis (water buffalo)
Lineage: Eukaryota; Metazoa; Chordata; Mammalia; Artiodactyla; Bovidae
Gene: RASSF2
Product: Ras association domain family member 2
Exons: 11
Coding region: 345-1325 (326 amino acids)
Biological process (GO): signal transduction; regulation of non-canonical NF-kappaB signal transduction; positive regulation of protein kinase activity
Cellular component (GO): cytoplasm; nucleus
Source: RefSeq, a predicted model, not a curated record